Molecule: messenger RNA, 2810 nt
Organism: Tilletiaria anomala UBC 951
Lineage: Eukaryota; Fungi; Basidiomycota; Exobasidiomycetes; Georgefischeriales; Tilletiariaceae
Product: FMN-linked oxidoreductase
Exons: 4
Coding region: 120-2810 (896 amino acids)
Biological process (GO): tRNA processing
Molecular function (GO): RNA binding; flavin adenine dinucleotide binding; tRNA dihydrouridine synthase activity
Source: RefSeq, a predicted model, not a curated record
UGGAGAAGCUGCUGCCAAUCAGCCUAGUCACCAUUGUUGGUUUCGUGGGAGUGAAUGAGCUACCCGCAGUGCCCGCCUGGAAGAUUUGAGACGAUUCGAGCCUACGUGAGCAAGGAAAAAUGGCUCAGGUCCGCAUUUCUGAUGGCGUGGUGACGCCCUCAGGGCCUUACACCCCAGGUAUUGCACCCAUCAAGCCAGAAUUUGUGGUCAGAGCUCAUGGAAGUCGUGGCGGCGAUGCUCGUGCCGCCAGUUCUUCCGCGACGGUCACACACGAACGAGAAAAGUCACACGCAGCCGCCGCCGAUGAGCAGCGGCAGGAGGAGAAAGGUGCAGUGCAAGAUGACGUUGACGAUGAUCUAGCGGAGGCAUCGAUGGCCAUGGACCAACCCGGUGCGAAACGUCCUAAGCUGAAAGGCAGUGCGCGCAGGCGCGCAAAGAGGGAAGAACAUGCUGCACAAGUCGCUGCCGCGAAAGCUGCCGCUACAUCUGAAGGAGUCGGGACAUGUGGGGGAAAAUCAGGUCAGCGCGGACAGAACAAGAAUCGCAAAUUUGGAAAAAUUGGUGACGACAUUUCCGCUGGCCUGUGCGACUCCAUCAUGAAGCCCCAGCCUUGCAAGUUUGGUGGUCCGCCGCCAAAAGGCAAGUGCUUUUAUGAGCAUGAUGUUGAACGGUAUCUCAAGGUCAAGAAGCAGGAUAUUUCCUUCCCUGCUCCCCCUCCCCCUCCAGUCCUCGAAGAUGUCGAUGAAAAAGUCAGAUUCUCGAAGCUCGGGUUGCUGAGUGUCCCCGGAAAGUCGACGGUUGAUGGCCUUUCCAGCGAUGCCCAGCAUUAUCUUGACAGUCAUUACUCGACCCAGGCGCCCUUCUGCAAGUGGAACAACGUACCCGAUCUCGUAUCGGAGACUGAACUGGAAAAUAAUGACAGCGCAGAUACCACCGCGGAUUGCAAGCGAUCUUUGCUGCUGGAUGGAAGAACGUACUGCACUGCUUUCCACCAGCUAGGUGAUCAUUGUCCGGCAGGCUGGCGCUGUCGCUUCUUGGGCGCGCACGUCAAAGUUCUUGACGAAAAGAGUGGUGGAACGGCGGAAGAGUCUUCCAUUCAGAUACAAGAAGAGACCAGAUCCGUUGUCAAGGAUGUACAGCUUCUCAGAAAGAAGGGAUUCGUGUUCCGUGAGGAGAAUGAGGAGCAAGGGAAGAGUACAUUUUGGCUUGGCGAGUACAACUGGGUGGGGCAAGAAAAAUUGAAGGCGCUGAGGAAGAGAGAAUACCUCCUCCCUCGCACCAACGCGGUCCUCGCACGCCUUGAAACAGAAAACACGCAGCUCGCCCUUCCCCAGCGACCAAUCACUCUGAGCCCAGAAGAAGUCGAGGACCAUCGUGUGAAAGAAGACCGGCGCGUACAGCAAAGGCAGGCUGGAAAAGAGCAGAGGCAGCAGCAGCAUGCUGGGCGAAAGAGAAAAGGCGAUAGCAGUGCACGUGUAGAAGAGGUCGACUUGGACGAUUUGGAAAACGAAAUGCGGGCGCAGACGGCUCAAGUUCCUCAAACGCAAGCAGCUGAGGCUAAGGCAGAGGCAGAGGCAGGGGCGCAGACGUCCUCAGGCGACGGUCUCAUUUUCGAUCUUAGUUCGAUCGACACUGCGCGCAUUCGCCCUUCCGAGAAGCGGCGGCUGAGGUGGAAAGGCGAGCUUUACCUCGCACCGCUCACGACGACCGGCAAUCUUCCUUUCCGAAAGCUAUGCUCGACAUUUGGCUCCGAUAUCCACUGCGGCGAGAUGGGCUUGGCCGAGUCUUACCUACAAGGUAACAGCAGCGAAUGGAGUCUUGUGCGCAGGUGGGAAGGGGAGAGGAUCUUUGGCACGCAGCUGUGCGGCAGUCGACCGGACCUACUGGUGCCCGUCGCCGAGGCGCUGUACAAUGAGUGCGGUGAUGCGCUGGACUUUGUCGACCUCAACUGUGGCUGCCCGAUCGACAUGGUGUUCAACCGGGGUGGGGGCUCAGCGCUGAUGGACCAUCCGAACAAGCUGGGCAAGAUCCUGCGUGGCAUGUCCGCCGUGCUCGGCGAGAUUCCCGUGACGAUCAAGAUGCGCACGGGGACGAGCAGCAAGGUGAACACGGCGCACAAGCUGUUCGCGCGCGUUCAGACGGAGUUUGCUGUCGGCGCUGCGACGCUUCACGGGCGUAGCCGGCAGCAGCGCUACAAGAAUCUUGCGGACUGGUCCUACGUGCGCGAGUGUGCUUCCACGUUGCGCGAGGCCGUGCGCGAGCACAACGAGAGCGCUCGCACGGCUGACAAGGAGGAGAUGGUCCCGAUCCCGAUCUAUGGCAAUGGCGAUGUGUACUCGUGGGAGGACUAUUAUGCCAAUUUGGAGCAUACCGGCGUGGACGGCGAGAUGCUGGCGCGCGGCGCGCUGAUCAAACCAUGGCUCUUCACCGAGAUUAAAGAGCGGCGCUCGUGGGACAUCAGCAGCCGCGAGCGCCUCGAUAUGGUGCGGCGCUACGCCUCGUACGGCCUCUCGCACUGGGGCAGCGAUACGCAGGGCGUCAACCUGACCCGGCGCUUCCUGUGCGAGGCCAUCAGCUUCUGGCACCGCUACGUCCCGCAUGGCCUGCUCGAAUACGUGCCGCCGCGCAUUAACGACCGCCCACCCAUCUUCAAAGGCCGCGAUGAGCUCGAGACGCUGCUGGCAAGUGGCAACUCGAACGACUGGGUCAAGAUCUCCGAGAUGUUCCUCGGCAAGGCGCCUGCAGACUGGAAUUUCAUUCCGAAACACAAGUCCAAUUCGUACAGCGAUGCUGCCGAGAAUCAGGGCUGA